Auanema sp. JU1783 is the source of this 600-nucleotide messenger RNA. The record is from the annotation of a GenBank genome assembly. NCBI's taxonomy places the organism in Eukaryota, Metazoa, Nematoda, Chromadorea, Rhabditida, Rhabditidae.
AUGCCGAAUUUGUCGGAGGUUGUGACAAAUAAACUGGAAACAGGAAAAGCUUUGGAAGACCUCAACAGAAUUUUCUUUUCAACAAACCAGAACUCGGAGGAAGAUGUCUACAGAUUGGGCAAUCAUGCUGCUUAUCCUUUGAGUUGGCAGUCUACUGACUAUUUGAACUCUUAUGACAACGACUUCUUCGUUCCAAGUCAAAUGAACAUUUGGGAGAGCACAAUAGACAAGAGUAUCUCAUCCACAAACAAUUUCCCUUCUUUCGCUGCGGAACACAACAACUUCGCAAAUGUUUUCCAACCCAUCAACAGCGUACAUGCCAUCCCGAAAUUUUCGAAUACAGUCCGUACGAAUGAGUGUGGAAUAUCCAGGAAAAAAUACCCAAUUAGAUGCAGACAUUGCAGUUUCAUCCUCCCCACAUUGUAUGAUCGUAAAAGGCACGAGGAGUUAUCACAUGGUAGUUUUUUACUUAUUUGUGACACCUGCAACCGAAAGUUUCAUUCAAAGGAAGUCCUUACCAAGCACAUUUACAGUUCCAAGUGUGCACCUCCGAGCAGUUUGAUAUAUAACUCUGACAAGUGCACACCUAGCUUCCGCUAA